GCCACGUGCAGGCUGGAGAGACUCACCACGCUGUAAAGGUGGCUAGGAAGAGGAGUGGAGCGCCAGGCGAAGGCGAUGCAGCGUCGUCGCUAUGGAAAUGGAGUAGUAGCCGGCCUAUGCUUUCAUGUUUGACGGGGACGGUUUCCAAAUUCUUGCGAGAGACACUGGUUCGGGUGUUCCAGAUCAACGGACAGGCACUCUACGACAAAGGGACUAUCGAGUGGUGGCUGUCGCGAAAAGCCACGCGCUUGUUCCUGGCUACUGGGCAACGUCCUACAACAACAAAGAGCAAUGCGCAGGGACGAUGGGGUUUGGGCGUAGGCGUAGGUGGUUGUGGGGAGCGACACGUUGGUAUGUGGUCAAGUGUCGUGAAUGUGCUUGGGGGGACUAAACGAGCGGCGACGACGUUGAUAGGCAACGGUCAAAUUAUGGCGAGGCGCAGACUGAGAAUCGAAAAGGCGAUGGAAGGAGCGGUCGUGAUUCGGAGAAUCGUGCAAAGGGAGCGUAAGGCCAGGGAGCGGCGUCGUGAGUACGGAUUGUCUACAGGCGAUGAUGGGAUGGAUCCACGGGGAGGGCUGCCACGGGCGGGGGGAGUGCGCACUGGAGAUGGAUAAGUGCGCCCGUUGGAGGAUUGUCGGCGGGUGGUGGUGGUAGUAGUGGGAGGAGGAGACUCGGUGAGGCGAUCGGGGUGGUGAAGAGUAGGAGAUGAAGCGCAGCCGUCAGCACUGAGCACUCUGCCAGGCGUGCAGGCGCAACACGACAGGAAGCAGGGGCAAGCUGGC
Messenger RNA from Cucurbitaria berberidis CBS 394.84, 782 nucleotides. RefSeq lists its product as uncharacterized. The coding region runs from base 117 to 614 and encodes 165 amino acids. NCBI's taxonomy places the organism in Eukaryota, Fungi, Ascomycota, Dothideomycetes, Pleosporales, Cucurbitariaceae. The record is from RefSeq and is a predicted model, not a curated record. The transcript has a single exon.